Messenger RNA from Arachis stenosperma, 973 nucleotides. RefSeq lists its product as uncharacterized. The record is from RefSeq and is a predicted model, not a curated record. The coding region runs from base 1 to 594 and encodes 197 amino acids. Lineage: Eukaryota; Viridiplantae; Streptophyta; Magnoliopsida; Fabales; Fabaceae. The transcript is spliced from 3 exons.
AUGGUAGCCCAUGAACAUCAUGAUGACGACGACGAGGAGAAAAUGACACCGUUCUUGGUGGCAGAAAAGUACGGCAUAGUUGAAUUGGUGGAAGAGAUUCAAUCCAGGAUACCAAGUGCCAUCUACAACCCCAACUUAAGAAAGCGAAACGUGUUACUGCUUCGAAACCAAAAGUUUGGGAGAACAUGGUGCUGGCAACAGAUUAUAAGGAGAACACAAUGUUGCACUUGGCGGCAAAACAGCCUCUUGGCAAGGACAGUGUCUCUUAAACGAGAAGAUGAAGAUGAUGAUAACGAGGAGACCAAGUCUGACAACCAGGACUCAAAAGAGAAGAACCAGAUUUUUAAACUCGAGAUACUAGCUGGAAAUGCCAGAAAAGUGAGCGCUUUUCGGUUCGAAAGGAUAAAUGGUGAGGAUGAGAUGUUGGAGGCCAAAGAAGUAACUCACUUUGUCCCUAAAAUUGUGAAGAGAAAAUGGAAUAAUGGUGAGGACUCGGACGAUGCAGACUACGAUGGAGAUGCAUUUGCGACGAGACCGCAGCACGAGAUUUCUAGCGAGUAUAUAGAUGAUCAGGAAAAUUCUGACAGAGAUUAAGGUUCACUCUUUUCAUUUUUUGUUCUUCUUUAGAUCUUUUUGGCAUGUUUUGGUGCCAUUUUUGCAACACCAUGUAAGAUGGGAAGGUACAUAUUGAAAAUGAGAAUCAAUAAUGUGAACACAUUCAUAAUUUUGUUCAAAAGGGAAUGGGGGGUGUUUACACCAAUAAGCCUUGUAACUCAAUUGAGAUUAGCCCUUUUUGCAAGUUUUGAAAUCAUGGGUGUGAUGAUCAUCAUCAUAAUGAGGGAUUGAUCUUCUACUUAACUCCUUUAUCAUUUGUUUGCACAUUUAAUGUCAAUGUACCACCAAAAGAAAACUCAGGUGAAAAUUUUCAUGAAUUAGUUUCAUGUGCAAACUUACCCAUCGAAUUUAUUUAUGA